AUGUUGAAAAGACCUCGCUCGAGUAUGGUAUUGAGAAGACAUCGCUCGAGGGUGGUGGAAUUGUUACCUCACGAUGUGGUUGAGCUGAUACUCGAGAGACUUCCGGUGAAGUCUCUGCUGAGAUUCAGGUCUGUAUCCGAGAAUUGGAAAUCGACAAUUGAUUCCCGGCAUUUCAAAGAAAGACAAUUCUGUCAUAGGGAAUCACGAGGUCCAGAUGUCCUUUGCGUGAAGCUCACUGAUUAUGGUGAUGAAUCCGAUGAUGGUCCGGACACAGAUGCUCCAAGUGUUGAGUUGGGGUCAUCAAUAGUUUCUACGGUCAGGUUCCCUACUACGGCCAGCAACUAUUGCCAUGGUAGUUGUGACGGUCUAGUCUGCCUCUACUCACUCUACGAAGAGAGUGGCAAUGUCGUGUCGAAUCCCGCCACUAGGUUUCAUCGAAGUUUUCCUCUUUCAAGCUUUCAACACCUCCUCAUCGACAAGUUGAAGAAGGGAGAGCUUGGCUACGGAAUUGCCCAGCUUGGAUUCGUCAAAGACAAAGUCAGGGGCACGUUCAAGCCGGUUUGGUUGUAUAAUUCAUCCCCAUUUGGCCUAGACAACGCUACUACUUGUGAAGUCUUUGAUUUUAGCACCAAUGCUUGGAGGUAUGUUGUCCCUGCUUCUCCUUAUCGUAUUCUUGCUCAUGAGAGGCCUGUGUAUUUAGAUGGUUCACUUUAUUGGUUCACCGAGUGUGAAGAAACCAAGUUAUUAUCUUUCGAUCUUCACACCGAAACUUUUCAAGUCGUUUGUAAAGCUCCUUUUGCCCAUGUACGUUGCCCUUACAGCGUCACCAUGUGCAUACUCGAUAACCGUUUGUGCGUGUCCCGGAAAAAUGGGCUCACGCAAGUGAUAUGGUCGUUGGAUUCUUCAGGCGGUAGCAAGACAUGGAAGAAGAUGUGUUCCAUUGCUCUCACCAAAACUUUUUCUUGGUUCGAGGGAGACACACUCCUACCAAUAGCAAUUUUGGACAAGACCAAGUUAUUACUUCAUUGUCAUGGAUACUCGCAACCACUGGUGAUACAUGAUCUUCAUGUUAAAUCUUAUGAUUUACUCUUCAAACCUACCAAACUCGUAGGUCCUGUUUGUUAUUUCGAAAGUUUAUUCUCUGUUUUAUCAAACUAA
Molecule: messenger RNA, 1158 nt
Organism: Microthlaspi erraticum
Lineage: Eukaryota; Viridiplantae; Streptophyta; Magnoliopsida; Brassicales; Brassicaceae
Source: the annotation of a GenBank genome assembly